CAAUCAAUCAAUCGUAUUUACUGAACGCCUACUGUGUGCAGAGCACUGUACUAAACCCCCGAACCGCUCUCCGCUGCCCACAGGCCCAUCCUCCCCCGACACCAAAGUGCCCAGCACGGAGCAAACAAUGGCGAAGCAACUUCGGUCCAGGAGGUCGCGGAAACCUCCCCCCACCUCCAGAGAGAGCGACUCAGAGGAGGAGCCACCCACGUUUACCUUCCUGAAGCAACCGCCGCCACCUUCGGAAAAAAGCGCGGCGCUCCUGAGUGAAGAAGUGAAGAAGGUGGUGGUGCUCAGUAGCUCUGACUCAGAGGAUCCUCAUCCUCCAUUCAGGCCGAAAGCCACCGCUGCUGGGCCAGCAGAUCUUCAGGACCCAGCAGAAAUCGCCCUCUCUAAAGAGCUGGUCUUAGUUAGUAGUGGGAGCGAAGAGGAGGAGGUUGAAGAGGAAUUGAUACCUCUCGCCGAGAGAGUCAAGGGCAAAGUUUGGGGCCGGGGAACUUCCCCCAGGCCCCUGCCCGAGGCGCAGCGGCAGACACCGCAGUCCUCACUGGGCUCCCAAACCAGAGGAGCCCCGCAGACCUCCGGCAGUAGGGACACAUCGGCCGGAACCGAGGGGCAGUGCCAUCCCCAGGCGCCGGCUUUCCCUUCCAGGGUUAGCUCGCCUGGAAGCGAGGAUGACGCCGAGGGCCCAACUGGGCACCUUGCAGGCCGUCCGUCUGCCUUCCCGGCCGAAAGAGGCCCGUCGUCGUCCCUAGAGAUGGGGUCCGCGUGCCCGUCUCUGCCAAAGAGGGUCAAGCGCGGUCCAGACGUGGCAGGAAGGGCCAGGCUGAAGCGGCAGGAAGAAGCCCAGGAGCGGGAGCGGAGGAAGGCCCUGGCCCAGUCUCUGAAAGCCCAGCGGCCGGAGGAGUGUCUUAAACACAUCGCUGUGCUGCUAGACCCAGCUCUUUUACAGCUUGAAGGGGGCGGGCAGAUCCUCAGCGCUUUGCAGUCCAUGGAAUGUGCCUGUGAGAUUGAGGGCCAGGCCAUCCCCUGCAGCAUGGCGUGGAAGAGGAGAGCAGCGCUGGGCCAGGUCGCAGAGGGCGGUUGGACCGAGGAGCCCGGUGUCCUGGUCGUCCUGCCGGCUGAAGAAUUCAUGCUGUUGGUCCACAGCCCAGAGCAGAGUGGCCACAGGGAAGGGAAGGGCUCGCUCCAGAGCUUUGUGGCCGAUGCCAUGGUGAGGACCCCGGGAAAAGUUCUGUCGCUGGCGGUCGUGGGCGUGGAGAAGCUCUGCAGACGACAGCCAGGCCCUCGGAGCCGCGCUCCGACCCAGGCAAGGCGGAGGCCGCGAGGGGCCCGGGAAGACCCAUCUGCCCCCUCCCUGUCUCGAGUGGCCGUGGAAGAGGCCUUGGUGGAGCUGCAGCUGCAGGCGCAAGGCCAGGUCCAGGUCCGCCUCCUGGAGAGCUGGCAGGAGCUGGCUGACUACGCCUGCAUGUUCACCAAGGCUGUGGCUGAAGCCCCCUACAAGCGCCUGAGGGACUGCACGGGUUUCUCCUUCUAUCUGGAGAGCACCUGGGCUGGAGGCGUCAAGGUGGACCGGGCCGGUACUGGGCUCGGCCAGGUCUGGAGGCGGCAGCUGCAGCAGUUGAACCGGGUCAGCCUGGACAUGGCCAGCGCGAUUGUCGCUGCGUACCCCUCCCCCCGACUCCUGCUUCAGGCUUACAGCAACUGCAGCUCCACCCAGGAACGCCAGCAGCUGCUGGCUGGCAUCCAGGUGCGCCGAGGGGUAGGGGUCACGGCCACGGCCCGCUGCCUGGGCCCCGAGUUAUCCCGGCGCGUCUACCUUCAGAUGACCUCCCUGCACCCUGACCUCUCUCUGGACAUUCUGGAGUGACAGGCCAGCCGAGGAAGCGGGGACAGGCAGAUAGCGGCGCAUUGCUACCGGUGGCCACCCCCUCCCCAACCCUACGAAAUCCGUAGACCCAAGGAUCUGCUCAUUGGUUUACUACAAGUCAUUUAAUAAGAGUCCGCGGACAGCUAGGGUGAGGACCAUGGGGGCGAGGUGGACUGUUGUGGGCCGGGGCCCGGGAAGGUCUCUGUAAACUCCCACCAGAGUGGGCCUGGCUUCCUGUGAUAAAAUUUUGAUCUUG
Molecule: messenger RNA, 2126 nt
Organism: Tachyglossus aculeatus (Australian echidna)
Lineage: Eukaryota; Metazoa; Chordata; Mammalia; Monotremata; Tachyglossidae
Gene: EME1
Product: essential meiotic structure-specific endonuclease 1
Exons: 9
Coding region: 128-1870 (580 amino acids)
Biological process (GO): replication fork processing; resolution of meiotic recombination intermediates; double-strand break repair
Cellular component (GO): Holliday junction resolvase complex; nucleus
Molecular function (GO): nuclease activity; DNA binding
Source: RefSeq, a predicted model, not a curated record